AUGAUAGGUUUUUGAAUUUUAUUCUGAAGCUUUAUUUUUAUUGUCUUUCAGUCUAAAGAAAAUCUUUAAAUUAUUCGCGAUCUCAAAGAACCAUAUGUCCCGGCUGACCCUGCAAAAGUCGUUUUUCGACAGACUCUGGCCUUUGAUACUCUCCGACAAUGUGUGCGAUACCUAUAGCAAGAACAAAUGUAAAUUCUACGAUCCUGACCAACGCUUCGACGAUGUGUGGGUGCAUGGAUACCUUGCCGGGCGCGGCUUCAAGAAUUAUCAGCCACCAACCGUUAUUCGCUGCUGCUUCGACGAAAACGAAAGAAAAUUAUCUCUUUGCGAAAUAAGGGAUGAAAAAUCCGAGGAGUGGGGAAAAUCCGAUGUUGAUAUCAAGGCAUCAAUUGAGGAGUCUCAACACUCGGAGAACGCCAGUGAGGAAUUCGAUACAGUAAAGGGACCACAUUAUCUAACGUUGGACGAACAAAUCAAUGCAGCUAAUAACUCUUUUGAUACGCGCCGCAAGCUCGCCCACGCCUUCAUUAACCGCCAAUACCCCUGGUAUAUGCAGCAACCCACCUAUGAGACUCCCUUUCAGCUUACGGACACUAUGAGACAAAUGUUCACUAGCAGACUCGAGAAAGCGGUCCUACAGGAUAUGCACACCUUCAAUUGUAAACUGGUAUUAAUCGAUUUGGUUAAACAGAUCUGUCUGCAUGAGCUUAGAGAUUGGUUAAAUUUCACGCGCUACGCCUUUGUAAUUGUGGUGGCGCGUAGCGAAGAUGCUGUAAAGCAAAUUAAACUAAUGGGUCCCAACUUGAGCGCAGCUAUGGUGCUUGAGAAUAUGGAAUACACAUGGCACGAUCAAUUGUCCGAGUCGUUGCGUGUGGGAUUGGUGCAUGCGUCGAAUAUCGGAGUUUUCGAAAACUGCACGAGAUCGUUUAUAUUUGUUUUCGCCCGAAGGCGAAAUAGUUGUAAAUUGAAUAUGCACAGAGUGCUAAGGAAGAAUACCUAGUUGUGACUUUAGAUGCUCGAUUUUUCUAUCUCAACUAAUAGCAAAUCGAUAUUGCAAGCAAAGUGUUCUUGCAGAUUCCGAUUUUUCAAAAAGCUGUAUAUUCACAAAAUAAAAAAUUAUAUAAAUUUCUCUGUAAAUGUGUGGAUAAUUAUAAUAGAAAAAUUAGUCCAUUUACCGUAAGAUCUAACUAAAAAAUUCAUAAUCUGACAACCAUAAAACCCAUACCGAAUUACCAUCAUUUAAUAAUGUUUAAAAUGUUUAUACAACAAAAAUAAGAAAUAUUUUCG
Ceratitis capitata (Mediterranean fruit fly) is the source of this 1287-nucleotide messenger RNA. RefSeq lists its product as hypothetical. NCBI's taxonomy places the organism in Eukaryota, Metazoa, Arthropoda, Insecta, Diptera, Tephritidae. The record is from RefSeq and is a predicted model, not a curated record. The transcript has a single exon. The coding region runs from base 95 to 1000 and encodes 301 amino acids.